Megalops cyprinoides (Indo-Pacific tarpon) is the source of this 3648-nucleotide messenger RNA. RefSeq names its product topoisomerase I binding, arginine/serine-rich a (gene toporsa). Gene Ontology annotation, molecular function: ubiquitin protein ligase activity. Gene Ontology annotation, biological process: protein polyubiquitination; protein monoubiquitination. The transcript has 2 exons. NCBI's taxonomy places the organism in Eukaryota, Metazoa, Chordata, Actinopteri, Elopiformes, Megalopidae. The record is from RefSeq and is a predicted model, not a curated record. Bases 331 to 3267 code for a protein of 978 amino acids.
UUAUGGUAUCGAUGUGUCAUAACCAUAAUAAGCCCACUAGUAAGCUAGCUAGCUCCCAGAAGGUUGGUUAGUGUCCGUAAAAGGUAUAUCCGGGAUACCUAUAAAGUUUAUUAUACAUUUUUCACUAUUAGAGAUUACCACCCAUAACAAUCGUAUUUUGUACAAAGUCAAAUUUUGUGAUGUUCGGUUGUUGUUCAUCACAAUAAUGCUAGCUAGCUAGCUAGCUAGCUAACCUUAGUAGUGGUUGGCAGCUAAAGUUAGCUAGCUAGCUAGCUGGCCGCUAUCUAGCUAAAAACAGAGGAAGAAUCUCCGCUUUUCAUCUCAUUACAGAUGAUGGAGUCAGCAAAGAUGAAACUGCGGCUGCGGAAGAGGAGCAGCUCGGGGAAGGCCUCUCAGGCCGUGACCACGGAGGCCUCUCCCGACUCCAAGUGCCCCAUCUGCCUGGACCGCUUCAACAACAUGGCCUACCUGGACCGGUGCCUGCACAAGUUCUGCUUCCGCUGCAUCCACGAGUGGUCCAAGAACAAGGCCGAGUGUCCGCUGUGCAAGCAGGCCUUCAACUCCAUCUUCCACACCAUCAAGGCGGAGAAUGACUUCAAGGAGUUUGUGCUGCGGCCCACGGAGAACGGCUCGUUUGGCAGCCCCGGCGGGCACCGGUUCCGGUACCGCACCACACUGACGAGGGAGCGGCGGGAGGCGCAGCAGCAGCAAGAGCAGCGGCGGGGGGGGAGGAGGACGUCGCCGCCGCCGGACAACGGCGUGAUCUUCGAGGGGCUGGGCGGGACGGCCCUGUCCCCGCAGCCGGACCGCGGGCUGCGGCGGAUGGUGCAGCGGCUGGCGGCGCGGCGGCGGGCGCAGAGUGAGGGCCGGACACUGCGGCAGCUGCGGGAGCAGGAGGUGGUGCGCUUCCGCCGGGCGCUGUACCGCAACGGCGUGCGCGUGCGGAGCGUGCGCGACGGCGGCCGCUACCGCGACACCUCUGCCGAGUUCUACCGCCGCAACCCGGCCUGCCUCCACCGGCUGGUGCCCUGGCUGAAGCGGGAGCUGACGGUGCUGUACGGCGCCCACGGCUCGCUGGUCAACAUCGUGCAGCACAUCAUCAUGACCUGGAUCACUCGCUACGACAUGGAGGACAGCGCCAUGCAGGAGGAGCUGCGGCCCUUCCUGCUGGCGCGCACCGACCACUUCCUGCACGAGUUCAUCAGCUUCGCCCGCUCGCCGUUCAACAUGGAGGCCUACGACCAGCACGCCGUCUAUGACUGCCCCGCGCCCUCCUCGCUGGAGGACAGCAGCUCUGACGCCUCGGUCAUUGCCAUCUCCGAGGACGAGGACGAUGGGGCGGACUCUGCGGGGCUGGAGCGGGGGCCGGGGUCCGCGUCAGGCGCCGGGCUGGGCCAGAUGCCGUGGGACGACGAGACCCCCGGGCCUUCGUACUCGACGACGGAGCAGGUGACGCCGCUGCCGCUGGUUGUCAGCGAGUCUGAGUCAGAGAGCAGCGCCGAGGAGGUGGGGGAGCCCCGAGCCACGGCCCCGCCCCACCAGGGUGCCCAAGUGAAGACGGACCUGUUUGCAAACAAAAGCGAGGAUGUCUCUUCCAGUGAGGAGGACUGUGUCAUCGUCGGCUAUGUGAAGCCCAUGGCUGAGCGGACGCCAGAGCUCGUCCAGCUGUCGUCGGACUCAGAGGAGUCUGUCCACGAUAAAAGCCCAGAGAUCCCCAAACAGCCCCAGCACAUCCGCUUCCCCAGCCUCAGUCCCCGGUCCUCCACGGGGUCCUUGGCGUCCAAACACAAGUCCCCACCGAGACAGGAGCACUCCAACAGGUCAGAGGUAAACGACAGGGAUCAGAUCUCUGCUGCGGAUAAGGACAGACGCCCACCUUCGCCCUGGGGUUCCCCUCCCCCAGACAGACACGGAACCUCCAGAUCAACGGACAAAAGAAGGGGCAAACACUCAAAGAGUGACAAGCGCACUUAUAGUGAUAGUGACAGCAGGAGGCAUCGGACACGGGACGGAUCCAGGGAAAGGUCGAGAAGCAGAGAGCGCGCUUGUGACAGAAGGAGACGGCGGUCGAGAAGCACCGAUCGGAGCCGGUCCGCGAGAAGCCCGACGAUAUCCGUAAACAGCGACAGUACCGUGUCCAGAAGCAGGGGGCGCUCAAGGUCGCGGAGCAGGGACCGAUGGCCCUCGAGAGACGAGGUGCGAGAGAAGAGGUGGGACAGAGACAGUCGCUCUGGACGCAGCUGUGAGAAUUACUCACAUUCUUACCACCGGGUCUCCUACAGCUAUUAUAGCCGAGAGAGGGAGAGCGGCUACACCGUGCACAAUCAGAGUAGAUCCCACUACACGAGUCACUAUGGGAUCUCCAACCAUUGGACCCCGUCUCGGUCUCGCUCCCGCUCCCGGAGCCGGACCCCCGCCCGGUCCCACCACAGAGAAAGGAGGCGGUCCCGGAGCCCUUCCAGCACCAGCUCUGUCUCCGCCCACCAGAGACCCCGGCACGAGAAGCCCAGCGGGAAGAGGAAGUACAAGACCCGGCACCUGGAGGGCUCUUCCAAAGACCGCUCCCCCCCUGCCGCUGCCUCCUCCUCCUCCGCCCCCUGCCCCAAGGAGAAGAGGCGAGAGAGGCAUCACAAGACGUCCCGGAGGAAGAGCCGGAGCCCCAGCGUGGAGAUUGUGUACGAGGGCCAGGCCUCGGGGGAGGGCAGGAGGCACCACAAGAAGAAGAAGAAGAAGCACAAAAAGAAGAGCCGGAGGCGGAAGAGCAGGGAGGGGGCGGAGCGGCGAUCGCCCACUGUCAUCACCAUCACCAUCAACAGCGACAGCGAGCAUGGGCCUGACCCCGAGGGUCCUGCUGACCAUGAGACACACGCCGACCUCGAGGCACCCACCGACCUCGAGCCACCAGCCAACCCCGAGACGCCCUCCAACCCCGAGACGCCCUCCAACCCCGAGACGCCCUCCAACCCCGAGACGCCCGCCAACCCCGAGGUGUCCAACCCUACCAGCACCGGCCUGCUGGACUCCAUCCUGCACGACUGGGAAGGGCAGAUUCCGCCUGUCCGUCAGGAUGGCCGUGCCGACACUCUGAACACUGAGGCGGCAUCUGCUGCGGAUGUUUCCGACAAAAAGGGUGACGUGCCACACGGCGAGAGUGGACAGACUCCUGUGUCUUCUAAGCAGAAGACAAACACUGGCAGCCCCCCCAAAAAAACAGUGAGUGGGGUGAAUUGUCUCCCAGACAACGGCAGCAAUGGAGUCAUGGGCUGACUUAGAAAGUCAUUCCACCACAUGCACAUUUAAAUUUAUUUUACUAUAGUAAUAUUAUUUACUGAACUGCCAAAUGAAAUCAUGCAAUAUUUUCAGAGUGCUGUUUCAUUAACCUUUCCUCUUAAUUAGGGAAUAUGUCCAUUUUGCUGUAUCGUACUCAGGGAGAAGAUUGACAUGUAGCUACCCUAGUUGAUUUUACCACCUUGUCUCAAAAAGCCUGUCCACCAAGGUUUGUGGAGCCUUGCAGGGAUUACAGACAGUACAUCUGCCAACAUGUAGUGCAUAUGACAAAAUGCAAAGGAUUGGGGUGGGGUGGAGUUAACUUCACCCCUUGGAUUUGUUUUGUCAAAUGUAAAAUGCAAUAAAUGUUUAAAAUCUGAA